UGUUAUUUCCUUGUGUGUCUUUGUUUUCUCUUUCACACCCACACACACGCAAAGACACACACACACACACGGGGGAGGAGCCUGCAGCCUUUAAAAGUGCAGAGGUGACGGCCUGAUGCGAUUUGGCUGCAGGUGAUCAUCAUGGCUAACUGGAUUAUUAACAAUGGAGUUACCUGUGUCACACUGGUGGUGUGGAUGGGCAUCAACAUAUUCCUCUUCGUCUGGUUCUAUCUGUUCUACGACUUGGGGGAUCAGUUCUUCUACACGCGACAUAUCUUAGGGUCUGCUCUGGCAUGGGCCAGGGCCCCCGCCGCUGUGCUCAACUUCAACUGCAUGCUGAUCCUCCUCCCCGUGUGCCGUAACCUGCUGUCCCUCAUCAGAGGCUCUCUCGUGUGUUGCAGUCGUAGUUUGAGGAAGCAGCUGGACAAGAACAUAGACUUCCACAAGCUGGUUGCCUACAUGAUCGCCUUGAUGACAGCCGUCCACGUCAUCGCCCAUCUCCUGAACAUGGAGUGGUACAACAACAGCAGACGAGGCCUUUACGACGAGCUAAGCACGGCGCUAUCCAACCUGGAGGACACCGACAACACCACCUACCUUAACCCCUUUCGGAGGACUGACAUAGAUCCACAGCAGAAUCCAUCUUACGUGGUCUUCACCACCAUUGCCGGCAUCACGGGGGUCAUCAUCACGCUGGCCCUCAUCCUCAUCAUCACCUCUUCCAUGGAGGUCAUCCGCCGCAGCUACUUCGAGGUCUUCUGGUACACGCACCACUUCUUCAUCAUCUUCUUCGCCGGCCUCGUCAUUCACGGAGCGGGGCGCAUCGUGAGAAGUCAGACAGACACAAAUCCGCCACACAACUUCACCCUCUGCAAGGACCGCAUUGCUGACUGGGGGCGGGUUCCGGAGUGUCCUGUCCCUCAGUUUGCGGGAGGCUUUCCACAGACAUGGAUGUGGGUCAUCGGGCCCAUGAUUUUGUACCUGUGUGAGCGCCUGCUGCGUCUUGUUCGUUACUUGCAAACAGUCCAAUACAGAAAGAUCGUCAUACGGCCAUCCAAGGUGCUGGAGCUGCAGCUGGUCAAGAGCGGCUUCAAAAUGGAGGUGGGCCAGUACGUCUUCCUCAACUGUCCGGCCAUCUCACAGCUGGAGUGGCACCCCUUCACCAUGACUUCCGCCCCCGAGGAGGACUUCUUCAGCGUCCACAUCCGCUCAGCCGGGGACUGGACCGAAAAACUCAUCAGCAUCAUGCAGCAGCUCCCAGAGGGGGCGCAGGGGCCCAAAAUGGGUGUGGAUGGCCCCUUCGGUACCGCCAGCGAGGACGUGUUUGACUAUGAGGUCAGCAUGCUGGUAGGCGCUGGUAUCGGAGUCACCCCCUUCGCCUCCAUCCUGAAGUCCAUCUGGUACAAAUUUAAAGAGUCCAACCCCAAGCUGCGUACCAGAAAGAUCUACUUCUACUGGCUGUGCCGUGAAACUCACGCCUUCGAGUGGUUUGCCGACCUCCUGCAGGUGCUAGAGAGGGAGAUGGAGGAGAGGGGCAUCGGGGAGUUCCUCACCUACAAGCUCUUUCUGACCGGAUGGGAUCAAAGCCAUGCCAAUCACGCCAUGGUGCAUUUUGACAAGGAGACAGAUGUGGUGACCGGGCUCAAACAGAAAACUCACUAUGGAAGACCCAACUGGGACAAGGAGUUUGAACAAGUCCGCAAAGAGAACCCCACGGCCGUGGUGGGAACGUUCUUGUGCGGCCCGGCAGUUCUGGCUACAGUCUUGGAGAAGAAAUGUGCCAAAUUCUCAGACGUGGAUCCACGCAAGACCAAGUUCUACUUCAACAAGGAGAACUUUUGAGAAACAAAAACUAUACAACAACACAGGUUUCCUUAUGCAAGAAGACCUGUUGGGGAAUGUCGCUCUCUGGUAAUUAUAAAGAACAGAUAAUGAGAAAGCUGCACGACAACCAACACCUGGGUGUGUAUGUGGAAAGCACACAUGCACACACUCAAAUUCACAACAAUGCGGGGUGUGUUGCUCCAUUGGUGCAUUCUCCCUUCUAGCACCAAUCUUUAUAGUUGAGUAAAUCUACAAAUCUCUGUUAGGAGCAAACUUAUGCAUUCAUUUAAACCAGGGGUGCCCAAAGUGCGGCCCGCGGCACAGUCUAAAAAUGUAAUUUAACAAGGAAACUUAAAAAUAAAAAACAACAGGAGCAAAAAUGGGAAAAUCAAUCAAAAGUCAAAAUAUUAAGAGAAGAGUUGUAAUCUAGGAAGGAAAAAGGCCAUAAUUUCACAAGAAUAAAGUAAUAGUAUGAGGGAAAAAAUGUCAUCCUAGUAGCAUGAAGUUCAAAUAUUAAAGACAUUUUUUUUAAGUCAAAAACAAUGAAUAAAGCUGCAAUUUUUUUAAACUUGGGUUGGGGGAACAUUUAUGACAUGAGAAUAAAGUGAAAAUAUUAGGAGAAGAAAAUAUACAAGAAGAAAGCUAAAAUAUUCAGAAACAAAUGGAAAAAAGCAGAAAUUUUUACCAGAGUAAAGUCAAAAUAUUAAAGAGAAAAAAUGUGUUUUCUAAUGGGGAAAAAGUUGGAAUACGAGGAAAAUAUCAUUUUAGUAACAAUGUUGAAAUAAAGAAAAAAUACUUUUUUUUUUAAAGAUAGAAAAUAUGGGAAUAAAGUUACAAUUACGAGAAGAAAAUUUACAAAAGAGAAGCUGAAAUGAAAUAGUUGGAAAAUAAAAACAGCAGAAAUAAAAAAAAAAAAAAAACAGCUGUAAUGUCAAAAUGUAAAAAAUUUUUUUAAAAAAGUCAUAAUCGAAAGAAGGACAGAAGUCACAAUUUUACAAGAAUAAACUCGUAUUAUUUAAAAAAAAAACAUUUAAUAGCAUUUUACCUACAUUACAGAUGUGAAAUGCUGUUUUUUUUUUUUUUUUUUGCUACAUAUAGCUUCUUAGCAUAUCUCCGUGUUGGUUUACAAAAUAUCAACAUGGCCCUUGCAUCCUUUCAUUUUUCAAUAUGUGUCCCUCCCUGGAAAAAGUUUGGACACCCCUGAUUUAAACUAAGGAAGCACAAUAUUUUUUUUUCCAAGCCAAUACCAUUAACUUUCUGUUUCUAUUGUUUUUUACAUUUAGAUUUAACUGUAAUUUGCGCACACCUGGCGGUAAGAAUGACUCAAACAAUAUUGGAUUUAACAAAGUGUACCUGUAGAUUAAUCAAUCAAAUUGAUCAAAUAUUAUGAUAUCAGUACUCUGUGGCGUAGCCAGACGUUUUUCAUUGGGGUGGCCAAGGUGAGACCAUUACUCACGUAGGGGUGGCAUUAAGUUGAUACCUAAAAUGUCUAGAUGGCCCGUGGGGUGGCUGGAGAGUGACCAGGGGUGGCCGUACACCCCUAAUUUAAACCAAGCGGGUCCAAAUUCCAGGCCACAGCUUUUGUAAUUGGUCCAUGGCAUAAUCUAAACUCAGGCCUAGGCUACUUUUCUUUUUCUAUUUUUCUAUUUAACAUCUUAGCAUACGGUCACCUACGAUAAACUGAUUUUAGCAUCCCUAAUAAUGAAAAGUUACAUUUUCUCUCUAUGCAACCCUCGUUGGCUUGGACACUCCUGGUGUAAUGUGCGUUUUCACAACAGAGGUAUGUUGUUAUUGUCCCAUGCAUUGUUUUAUCUUUGAAGUUUACGCUUGUUAAUGUAAAUGAAUAUUUCUUUUAGUUACAGCUGUAUCCUUUGAAGUAUGACCAAGGCAAUGUAAAUAAAAACUUAUGCACUUUGUACAAAAAUAAAAUAAGCACCCAUUUCUAAUAAGCUGUAAAUUAAUGAUCAUGCACAUUUGUGUUUUACCAGUAAAGAAAAUGGGCUUCUGCAAAAGCGUCAAUGAUUUAUUGCUGCUUGCCAAUGAAUAUCCUUGUAUUUGCUAUAUCAAGAGUGAUAAGAAAAGGAAGCAGGAAGUGCAGCAAGAAGAAGAAGAAAGCCAAGUGGCAAGUGUGGUAAAUGAUCCACUGAAGGGCACAUGUGUUUUUAAACUAUUCCAGGAAGAAUUUAAGCAUUUACAGUGAGGGUCAUAAGUAUUUGCACCCCCUGCGAUUUUGCAAGUUCUCCCACUUAGAAAAUAGGGAGAGAUCUGAAAUUUUCAUCAUAGAUGCAUUUCCACUCUUAAGAGACAUAAUCUAAAAAAAAAAAUAAAUCCGGAAAUCACAUUGUAUGAUUUUUUUAAUGAUUUGUAAAUUACUGUGGUUCAUAAGUAUUUGCACCCUUGAGAUAAUCUGUGCUAAUAUUUAGUGCAGAAGCUGUUUGCAAUUACAGAGGUCAAACGUUUCCUGUAGUUCCUCACCAGGUUUGCACGUACAGCAACAGGGAUUUUGGCCCACUCCUCUACACAAAUCCUCUCUAGAUCUGUCAGGUUUCGGGGCUGUCGCUGAGCAACACGAAGUUUCAGCUCCCUCCAAAGAUUUUCUAUUGGAUUUAGGUCUGGAGACUGGCUAGGCCACUCCAGAACCUUGAUAUGCUUCUUACGCAGCCACUCCUUGGUCAUCUUGGCUGUGUGCUUUGGAUCAUUGUCAUGUUGGAAGAUCCAGCCAUGACUCAUCUUCAAUGCUCUCUGGCUGAGGGAAGGAGGUUGUUGUCCAAAAUCUGACGAUACAUGGCCCCAUUCAUCCUCCGUUUAAUACAGUACAGUCGUCCUGUCCCCUUUGCUGAAAAGCACCCCCAAAGCAUGAUGUUUCCACCCCCAUACUUAACAGUAGGGAUGGUGUUCUUGGGAUGCAACAUGCCUUCUUUUUCCUCCACACACGACGAGUGGAGUUUGCACCAAAAAGCUUCAUUAUUGUCUCAUCUGACCACAUGACAUUCUCCCAUGACCCCUCUGGAUCAUUCAGAUGGUCCCUGGCAAACUUUAGACGACCCCGCACAUGUGCUGACUUCAACAGGGGAACCUUCAGUGCAAUGCAUGAUUUUAAACCAUUACGCUGUAGUGUUCUACUGACAGUAGACUUUGAAACUGUGGUUCCAGCUCUCUUCAGAUCAUUGACCAGCUCCUGCCGUGUAAUUCUGGGCUGAUUUAUCACUUUUCUAAUCAUGAGUGGUGCCCCACGAGCAGAGAUCUUACAUGGAGCCCAAGUCCGAGGUAGAUUAGCAGUCAUGUUUAGCCUUUUCCAUUUUCUAACAAUUGCAGCAACUGUUGAUUUAUCCUCACCAAGCUGCUUUCCAAUUGUUCCAUAGCCUUUUCCAGCUUUGUGGAGCUCUACUAUUUUGUCUCUGGUGUCUUUGGAAAGCUCUCUCGUCUUGCCCAUGGUAGCAGUUGGAUUAUGACUGACUGUGGGGUGCACAGGUGACAUUAAUGAGCCCAAAGGGGUGGUAGGUGGGUGGUUACUCGUGGGGUAAAGGUGGACUGACAGCUCUUGGAGAGUCAAUAUUAUUGCUGAUUCUCAAGGGUGCAAAUACUUAUGAACCAUAGUAAUUUACAAAUAAAUCAUUAAAAAAAAAUCAUACAGUGUGAUUUCCGGAUAUUUUUUUUAGAUUAUGUCUCCAAGAGUGGAA
This is a messenger RNA of Dunckerocampus dactyliophorus (ringed pipefish), 5504 nucleotides long. It is a transcript of the gene nox1, whose product is annotated as NADPH oxidase 1. Gene Ontology annotation, biological process: defense response; superoxide anion generation. The record is from RefSeq and is a predicted model, not a curated record. Lineage: Eukaryota; Metazoa; Chordata; Actinopteri; Syngnathiformes; Syngnathidae. Gene Ontology annotation, molecular function: superoxide-generating NAD(P)H oxidase activity. The transcript has 13 exons. The coding region runs from base 142 to 1842 and encodes 566 amino acids. Gene Ontology annotation, cellular component: plasma membrane; NADPH oxidase complex.